Messenger RNA from Macrosteles quadrilineatus (aster leafhopper), 2019 nucleotides. RefSeq names its product TBC1 domain family member 20-like. Gene Ontology annotation, molecular function: GTPase activator activity. NCBI's taxonomy places the organism in Eukaryota, Metazoa, Arthropoda, Insecta, Hemiptera, Cicadellidae. Bases 170 to 1378 code for a protein of 402 amino acids. Gene Ontology annotation, biological process: positive regulation of GTPase activity; endoplasmic reticulum to Golgi vesicle-mediated transport. Gene Ontology annotation, cellular component: endoplasmic reticulum membrane. The record is from RefSeq and is a predicted model, not a curated record. The transcript has 10 exons.
CUGACAGCUGAUGACACUACUAGAUGACAGAUCGUCUGGUCUUGGUGAGGGAUAUGAAGAGUAAAGAUCAAGUUAAGAAUCAUCAACUUCAACUAUUUAAAGAUAGAUCAUAAAAUUAUUAGUGAUCAUGAAAUAACGUUUAAGUUUCCGGACUGGAGGGUAGCCUACAAUGGAGUCAUAUGUAGAAACACAGGAAAAUAGAACUCACGAGAAUAGUAUGAGCUCUGAACUCAUUCAGGUUGAGGCAACAGACUUGUCGUUUGAUACAGUGCCUGAUUCUCUUGAGUUGAAAAAGAAAGUAAAUGAUAUUGAGGAAUUCCUUUUGCAAAACCCAUCACCUCCUUUGGGAAAACUGAAAAACUUUGCUCUCUCAGAAGGUGGAUUAGUUUGUGAUGAGGUACGCAGGAAAGUGUGGCCUCUACUGCUUUCACUCGAUCCUGAAAAAGCGGAGCCGGCCCCAGCCCUAGAGACUUUGAGGGCUCAUCCUGAAUAUCAGCAGGUGGUGUUGGAUGUGAACAGGUCGCUAAAGCGGUUCCCUCCCGGCAUCCCGUACAACAGACGAGUGGCGCUGCAGGAUCAGCUGACUACCUUGAUCCUACGAGUCAUCUCCAAGUACCCUCACCUACGAUACUACCAGGGAUACCAUGAUGUAGCUGUCACUUUCCUGCUGGUGGUGGGGGAAGAUGCAGCGUUUCAGAUCAUGGAACGUUUGUCCACGGAUCAUUUGAAGGACUGCAUGGAACCCACCAUGGAUCGAACCUCGUACUUGCUCAACUACAUCUUCCCUUUGAUACACAGGCUACAUCCAGCGCUGUGCGAGUUCCUUGAUAGGUCUUGUGUGGGCACCAUGUUCUGUCUGCCUUGGUACCUUACCUGGUACAGUCACAGUCUAAACCGAUACAGAGACGUGGUCAGACUGUACGACUACUUCCUAGCGUCCCCCCCACUACUGCCACUCUACCUAGUGGCUGCAAUCGUAGCUCAUCGCCAAGAUGAACUGUUCUCCGUAGACUGUGAUAUGGCCACCGUGCACUGCCUUCUGUCUAACCUGUCUGAUGAUUUGCCGUUUGAGAAGCUGUUGAGCCAAGCCACAGACUUAUAUGACAAGUUUCCUCCAGAGAGUAUAGAGCCUGAGGUCAAAGAAAGAUGUCAGUUGGAAGCCCAGAAACGUCAGCAGGAGGAGGCUGAGAGAAAGGCGCUGGUGAGGCGGAGGGGUAGAGGUAGGGGCGACACAUCGUGGGUGAGGCGACUGUGGGCCUGGCAGCCGCCCGUACACAUACCUAACUACAAGAUCCUGAUACUCACUGCAAGUGUGGCGUUCGGCUUCUACGCCUACCUCAAGGCUGGUCCUGACGCAAUAGACUUCACACCCAGGUAGCCUUUGCCCCUGUCCCGAGACUCCACCGAGCAGCCUUUGCAACGUCCUGUCUGUGAUCACUGUAGUUCUUACAUUAGAUGUUGGUUCUACUUUUUGUGUUGGUAAAGGUGUAAUAGCUGCAAAUUGUCUGCCUCAUAUGCCCAUCUGUUUAUAUUUUUCUCAUAUUUAAUGGGAGCCUCACACUGUUGAAUAGUGAAUUUUUAAAUUUAUUGCCCGUCUUUGGUCAAAGACACUGAUUUGUUUAUAGUGGCAUCAAGAAAAAUAAAUUUUCGGUAGUGGUAAUAAAAGUAUCAGCCACAGUUGGUUGUAUAAAAUUGUCGAGUAUAAUUUUAUUUUGAGGUUUUCGAUCGCCAGUAUCUUAAAUUGUUUUGAUAUUUGUUUCAUUAGUAACCUAUGUUUUUUAUAAGCCUCUAGUUUGGACUUUAUAAGAAGUUGUAUUGAAUAUUGUUACAUCACUACAUUAGAUUCCUGACUAUCCACAAUAUAUCCUACAGUAAUCAGUGGUCGAGUGAUCGUCAAUAACACAAACAUAACCUAAAAUGCCCGAGAAAUAACUAACAUUGACUUGAAUGUACGGUUAAGCUUUAAUUCUGGUUUAGGCAUUGAUAAAACGUUUUUGCAGUGUAGAUAUACAUUUUAAC